GAGUAGAGUUAAGAGUUGAGUGGUUUCCUUUCUAUUACAAAAAAACCCUUUAAUUCCCUUUUGUGUCUCCUCCUUUUCUUCUGCCAACAUAAAAAGCCUCCACCCUUUCUCUCUCUUCCCCCUUUUCUCUUCUUCUCUUUCUCUUUCUCUCUCCGCCCCCCUAUCAUCACCUCCACCUCCACCACCACCGUCGAGUGGUCGGUCGGAAUUCAUUCUUCCUGGGUGCUUCCACCCACCCUAUCACCGCCGCCGCCACCACCACCACCACCUUCUCCUCCGCCUCGAAACUUGCUUCUUCUUAUCAUUUGAAUUGAAUCAACAAAUCAUGUCAGGACUCUACAAUCCAAACUUCUCCCCAGCAAGAGCAGUCUCUCCUCAGAUUAGAAGCGCCGCCGCUGCCUCUGAUGAUAGUCAGUACUUGACGGAGUUAUUGAAUGAACAUCAGAAAUUGGGUCCUUUCAUGCAAGUCCUCCCCAUAUGCAGCCGCCUCCUUAAUCAAGAGAUUUUGAGGGUUUCUGGUAUGUUGCCAAGUCAAGGGUUUGGUGAUUUUGAUAGACGUCAACAUAGAAGCCCCAGUCCUAUGGCAUCUGCAAAUAUAGUUUCUAAUAUUCAUGGAGGUGGAUAUGGUGGAUGGAAUGGCCUGCAACAAGAGAGACUGAGUGGUCCACCUGGAAUGUCGAUGGACUGGCAAGGGGCACCUGCGAGCCCUAGCUCAUAUACCGUGAAAAAAAUAAUGCGGCUGGAAAUACCAGUAGAUUCAUAUCCCAAUUUCAAUUUUGUUGGUAGACUUCUGGGACCCAGAGGAAAUUCUCUGAAACGUGUUGAGGCUUCGACUGGUUGUCGUGUGUACAUUAGGGGUAAAGGAUCAAUUAAGGAUCCAGACAAGGAAGAGAAGCUUCGAGGAAGACCUGGUUAUGAACACCUGAAUGAGCCGCUUCACAUUUUGAUUGAGGCUGAUAUGGCUCCCAAUAUUGUUGACAUAAAGUUGCGCCAGGCUAAAGAAAUUCUAGAAGAAUUGCUGAAGCCUGUGCAGGACGAAUCACAAGACUUUUACAAAAGGCAGCAACUUAGGGAGCUUGCUAUGCUGAACUUGAAUUUCAGAGAAGACAGUCCUGGUCCAAGUGGAAGUGUAUCUCCAUUCAAUACUAGUGGGAUGAAGCGUGCUAAAACAGGACGUUAAUUAUUAUUCCGUAUGUCUGAGUCAUGGAGCUGCCUCUGCUAUGCGUCUGCGUCGCGUCAACGUCAAAAGGCUCACCUCCCAAAAGUGCUGACUGUCAGAGUGAGCACAACAGCUGCAUAUAGGGCAACAGUUGUUCGUGGUGAGCUAAUUGGUGGGUCAUUUCCCGUCGUUUUUCCUCCCUUCUCCUAUUCUAUUUGUCAUCUUAAGGUUUUUAUUUUCUUUUUUUCUAAUCUUAAUUAAUCUCUAUUCUGGGAGAAACAGUUUGGAAAGGGUAAAAAGGAAGAACAAAAGAAACUAUUUCCAAAAGAAAAAAAAAAGGGAAAAGUCAUUAUAGUGUUUUUGGGUUAAGUUUUUUUGGCAUUCUGUCAGGUUCUUGUAAGUUGUAAGCUAUUAUAUUCAUUGGAUUUAUUCAUGUGUUAGCAAACGUGAACAGUGUGGGUAUAUAAAUAUAAGUAUGAAUAUUGCACAUUUGGGCAUUG
This is a messenger RNA of Chenopodium quinoa (quinoa), 1659 nucleotides long. Its product is annotated as KH domain-containing protein At3g08620-like. Bases 326 to 1180 code for a protein of 284 amino acids. The transcript is spliced from 7 exons. Gene Ontology annotation, biological process: regulation of mRNA splicing, via spliceosome. Lineage: Eukaryota; Viridiplantae; Streptophyta; Magnoliopsida; Caryophyllales; Amaranthaceae. Gene Ontology annotation, molecular function: mRNA binding. Gene Ontology annotation, cellular component: nucleus. The record is from RefSeq and is a predicted model, not a curated record.